Molecule: messenger RNA, 1726 nt
Organism: Trichophyton rubrum CBS 118892
Lineage: Eukaryota; Fungi; Ascomycota; Eurotiomycetes; Onygenales; Arthrodermataceae
Exons: 3
Coding region: 1-696 (231 amino acids)
Biological process (GO): positive regulation of transcription by RNA polymerase II
Molecular function (GO): RNA polymerase II cis-regulatory region sequence-specific DNA binding; DNA-binding transcription factor activity, RNA polymerase II-specific; protein dimerization activity
Source: RefSeq, a predicted model, not a curated record
AUGGCCGACGUCGCCGCGGUGCCCCAGGAGAAUCCCUCGCCCUCGCAGGACGACCUCGUCCCUCCGUCCGGCAACGGAUCGGCCUCCCUCGACUCUCGCAAGCGGCCGCGUCCUGCGGCCGACGACGACGACGACGAUGAUGACAAGCCCGGCCGCGAGCGUCGCAAGAUAGAGAUCAAGUUCAUCCAGGACAAGUCCCGCCGUCACAUCACCUUCUCCAAGCGAAAGGCCGGCAUCAUGAAGAAGGCAUACGAAUUGUCGGUCUUGACGGGCACGCAGGUCCUGCUUCUUGUCGUGUCUGAGACUGGGCUUGUCUACACAUUCACAACACCCAAGCUACAGCCGCUCGUCACCCAGUCCGAGGGCAAGAACCUCAUCCAGCGCUGUUUGAACGCCCAAGAGCCUACGGGGACAGAGAACGGAGUCGAGGCGCCAGAGGUGCCAGCAGACUCACCAGACGAGGUCGCCCAGGCCACCGUCGCUGCCCAGCAGCAGGCCGCCGCCAUACCGCCCCGUCCACUGCAUCCAGGAUACAACAUGGGUGGCAUGACCAACGAGCAGCAACACCAGAUUGCGUACUAUCAGAAUCUUCAACAGCAGCAGCAGCAGCAGCAGCAAGCACAGGCUGGAGGUCAGUAUUCGGGCGUGCCCGCUGGUACGCGUAUGCCGCAGCAGUCCACCACCACCACCACUUGACCUUCUUCUCACUUCUUGAUUCCUUCUUUUUCUUUCCUUUUCUAUCCCUCACUAACUCUGUUCCAUGCAGAAUACUAAAAAGGGAAAGCAAACUUGUCACCUCUCAUCUCAAAAGAAAAAACACGAUUCUCACAUCUCCUACUUUCUUCCUUGGCCGCGAAUUUCUAGACCGGCCGAGGCAACAUCUUUUUUUUUUUUUUUUUUUUCCUACAGCCUGUAUAGAAGGAAACCCAUGGGAAUACUCGCCUGUCCUUCUCUUCGACACCGUCUCAAAGUCUCCCUCCUGUUUCCUUCACCUCUAUAUCCUUUCUAGAGUUAUAGCCUUUCCCGAGCCGUCUCGUCUCAGGUCAACGUUCCGCCGACUUCUCACACAAACCAGGGGCCUAUUUUCUCCCUCUCCUGGUACCUCUCCUCAUCUUUCAGACCUCCUCCUCUUCUCCUCUCGGCGGAACUAACAACAGGAACGCAACACCUAUGACACCCAGUGGAUAUGAUUACUGUUAUAUGAUACCAAUUCAGCGGUGGAUCCCUUGAGAUCAAUCUUGUCUACUUUUUAUCCCGCAUCUUUUUCAUCGUCCUCGUUCCCCCCUCUUCCCCUAUCUUUUCUUUAUCACCAAACAUAUUACACACGGGGAUGGAGGUUUUAUAUCGGAAACCCAGGAAAGGGUGGGGGGUUAUGGUGUUUGUUCUGUAUCUCUUUAUGAUAAACGUGUGCCCCCUUGACUUUGCUUGCUUUCUUCCUUAGCACUCUUACAUGCUAUUUCUACCCGUCGAUGUUCCGUGCUCUUUUCCAUCUGGUCGCUUCUUUGCUCUUAUAUCUAUCUCACUCUAUAUUCCGAUCGGUUUCGUUCGGAAGGGAAAAUGGACGAAGGCAUGUCUUAUUUCAAGUCUCCUCGUGUUUUUAUAUCGCCCAUGAUCGUUCCCGUCUCUCUGCGUAUACUGGCUUGCUCUUAUCAUGGUCUUAGCAUGGUUUUAUCAAGAUGUAUAAUUCACUGAUUUAUACUUAAAAAAAAAAAAAAAUACGUGCUGC